This is a messenger RNA of Vespa mandarinia (Asian giant hornet), 1731 nucleotides long. RefSeq names its product sodium/potassium-transporting ATPase subunit beta-2. The record is from RefSeq and is a predicted model, not a curated record. NCBI's taxonomy places the organism in Eukaryota, Metazoa, Arthropoda, Insecta, Hymenoptera, Vespidae. Gene Ontology annotation, molecular function: ATPase activator activity. Gene Ontology annotation, cellular component: sodium:potassium-exchanging ATPase complex. Gene Ontology annotation, biological process: potassium ion import across plasma membrane; sodium ion export across plasma membrane; intracellular potassium ion homeostasis.
GUAUUUGAAAGCGUAGUUUCGGACCACUUCAAAGUAAGUACAUAUACGGUAUAAUCAGGCUGCGCAGUAGGGUUGCGCGAUAAAUUCUAUUCGUUAUCGUCGAUCGCGCGUUGGCUUUCAGUUGCCGUUCGGCCGGCCACCGAGUAGGAUCUCUGUCUCGUCAGUGACCAAAAUAAAAAAUUUUCCCUUGAUUCUGCGGAGGUAUUGUUCUUCGCGUCAUCGAAAGAACAUAUUGUCGAUAUUGAUACAAGAUGAGUACACCGGGCAAGCAAGUGCGGAAUGGUACUUACGAGUUCGAUUACAUGCGUGUGCCCGAAAACAAAACACGAUGGGAGGUUAUACGUGAUGGCAUUUACAAUCCUGUUAAUGGCACCUAUUGUGGCCAUCCACCUAAAAAGUGGGCUUGGACUGCAGUAUUUUAUAGCUGUUUCUUCUCGGUUUUGGCCUUGCUCUUUGCAAUUUGUAUGAAGGGCCUUUUGUCGACUCUAAGCAACGAUAAACCUAAAUGGAUAUUAGAGAGUAGUAUCAUUGGGACCAAUCCAGGACUUGGAUUUCGGCCAAUUUCGGACAAUCCAGAUGAGAGAUCUUUAAUUUGGUAUAGAGCGUCGAAUGCAAGCGAAGUGGAAAAAUGGACCAAACUUUUGGAUAAAUUUUUAGAAGAAUACAUAGAUUCAUCUCUUUUACCAAACGGUGGUAGGAAUCAACAGAUUUGCAGUUAUAAUCAACCACCAAAGUCUGGAAAUGUUUGUGCUGUCGAUGUCAAUAAUUGGGGACCUUGUUCGCCGAAACAACAAUAUGGUUUCAACAAUUCAGCACCUUGUAUUUUUAUUAAAUUAAAUAGAAUAUAUGGAUGGAUACCCGAAUAUUAUAACGACACUAAAGAUCUACCAUCGGAUAUGCCGAUUAGCUUAAUCAAUCAUAUUAAAAAAACCAACAGUUCUUGGUUAAAUACUGUGUGGGUAUCAUGCAAAGGGGAGGAUCCAUACGAUAAUGAAAUUAUCGGUGAAUUAGCAUACUAUCCGCAAAAUCAUGGUUUUCCAGGAUUUUAUUAUCCGUACGAGAAUAUUCAAGGAUAUUUAAGUCCACUCGUGGCUGUACAUUUUCUUCGACCAGCCAGGAAUACAAUAAUCAACGUUGAGUGUAGAGCAUGGGCAAAAAAUAUUAAAUAUAGUACGAGAAAAUCGGAGAAAAAAGGUGCGGUACAUUUCGAACUUAUGGUAGACUAGUCACAUAUCGCAACAUUCUAUUACGAAACAUAAAUGUCUUCUAUCUGAAGUAAUGUCAACUUGAUUAGAAAAAAGAACAUUUCUUCAUUCGAAUGUGUAAACAUUAUGCCGAUGCAGAAUCUGAUUAGAAUUAUCUUCAGUAUAGUAAACGUGAACUCAUUACUAGCUAUAUAUACAGAUUGAUAUAUUGGCUGAUAAUGAGCACGAAAGGACGAUAUAAGAAUUAUUUAAAACAAAUUUCUUUAUUAUUUUACAUCAAUAUAAUAGUAUCACUAUUCCAUUAAUCAAAUCAUUCGCAAAUGAAAUAGUUUCAUUAUCAAUCAUAUCUAAUAAGUUUUAACGUGAUAUAAUAUUUAUAUGUGUAUGAUAGAUGUAAAAUUUUAAUCUGCCUAAUAUCCUAUGUGUUCUACAAUAGCGAAAAGUGUGCCAAUGAACUUAUCGAUCGAUAGAAAUAUUUUGUAAUAGCUUAUUACAAAAAAAAAAAAAAAAAAAAAAAAAAAAAAAA